This is a messenger RNA of Lacerta agilis (Sand lizard), 3406 nucleotides long. RefSeq names its product nicotinamide nucleotide transhydrogenase (gene NNT). Bases 143 to 3406 code for a protein of 1087 amino acids. NCBI's taxonomy places the organism in Eukaryota, Metazoa, Chordata, Lepidosauria, Squamata, Lacertidae. Gene Ontology annotation, biological process: NADPH regeneration; proton transmembrane transport. Gene Ontology annotation, cellular component: mitochondrial inner membrane. The record is from RefSeq and is a predicted model, not a curated record. The transcript has 22 exons. Gene Ontology annotation, molecular function: NADP binding; NAD binding.
UCAAGCGCAAUAUUGCAUAGAUUUGCAAAAAAUAGACAAGCAGCGCAAGCGGGGCCGGAGCGGGCAGCAAGGGCGCAAAGGGCGGGAGGGCAUCUGUGUGGCUUCCUAACGGGGUGAUCCUGCCUACUGAAUCUUGGACAACAUGGCAAGUUUUAUUCUACGUACAGUUUCGACAAGCUGCUCCAGUCCCCUUUUCAACAGUGCGCUGUCUCACAGGGCGAAGACUGUGAAGACACCAUGCCUACGAGCCUUCCGCAUGAACCAGGUGCUCUGGUGCCAGGCUCCUGUCAAACCAGGUAUCCCAUAUAAGCAGCUGACUGUGGGUGUUCCCAAGGAGAUAUUUCAGAAUGAGAAGAGAGUUGCCCUGUCGCCAGCAGGAGUUCAAGCCCUGGUUAAACAAGGGUUUAACGUUGUUGUGGAGUCGACUGCAGGAGAAGCUUCCAAAUUCUCUGAUGACCAUUACAGAGAGGCAGGGGCACAGAUCCAAGGGACGAAGGAAGUCUUGGCUUCUGAUUUAGUCGUCAAAGUGAGAGCUCCUAUGUUGAAUCCAGCUCUUGGCAUGCACGAGGCAGAUCUCUUUAAGUCAUCUGGUACCCUUAUCAGUUUUAUCUACCCAGCUCAAAACCCAGACCUCCUGAACAAACUGUCAGAAAGAAGAACUACUGUCUUGGCUAUGGAUCAGGUUCCUCGCGUGACCAUUGCUCAAGGAUAUGAUGCUCUCAGCUCCAUGGCCAACAUCGCUGGCUAUAAGGCAGUUGUGUUGGCAGCCAAUCACUUUGGUCGUUUUUUUACGGGUCAGAUCACGGCAGCUGGCAAAGUCCCUCCAGCUAAGGUUCUGAUCAUUGGUGGUGGAGUCGCAGGCUUAGCAUCUGCAGGAGCGGCUAAAUCAAUGGGAGCUGUGGUUCGUGGGUUUGAUACCAGAGCUGCAGCAUUGGAACAGUUCAAAUCACUAGGUGCGGAGCCUUUGGAGGUUGACCUAAAAGAAUCUGGGGAAGGGCAAGGAGGCUAUGCAAAAGAGAUGUCUAAAGAGUUCAUUGAAGCCGAGAUGAAACUCUUUGCAAAACAGUGCCAAGAUGUUGACAUUAUCAUCACGACAGCUCUCAUUCCUGGUAAAAAAGCUCCAAUCCUCUUUCGGAAAGAUAUGAUUGAAUUGAUGAAGGAAGGCUCAGUUGUUGUAGACCUAGCUGCUGAAGCUGGGGGAAACAUUGAAACUACAAAGCCAGGAGAACUCUAUAUUCACAAGGGAAUUACACACAUAGGUUAUACGGACCUUCCCAGCAGAAUGGCCACCCAAGCCAGCACGUUGUAUUCCAAUAACAUCACCAAGCUCCUGAAGGCCAUCAGCCCAGACAAGGAGAAGUUCUUCCUUGACAUAAAGGAUGAAUUUGACUAUGGUACUCUGGACCAUGUUGUAAGAGGAACAGUGGUAAUGAAGGAUGGAAAGGUGAUUUUUCCAGCACCACCUCCUAAGAACAUUCCCCAGGCAGCGCCUGUGAAGCAGAAGACUGUGGCAGAGCUGGAAGCAGAAAAAGCAGCCACUGUUACACCCUUCAUGAAAACAAUGACGACUGCCUCUGCGUACACAGCAGGACUCAGUACUUUGCUCGGGUUGGGCGUUGCAGCUCCAAAUUCAGCUUUCACUCAGAUGGUGACAACAUUUGGCUUGGCCGGGAUUGUUGGGUACCACACGGUGUGGGGUGUGACGCCUGCACUCCACUCGCCACUCAUGUCUGUGACGAACGCCAUCUCAGGGUUGACAGCUGUGGGUGGAUUGGCACUAAUGGGGGGACAAUAUCUCCCUGAUAAUGUGCCUCAAAGCCUAGCUGUUCUUGCUGCUUUUGUGUCCUCUAUCAACAUUGCAGGUGGUUUCCUAGUCACGCAGAGGAUGCUGGAUAUGUUCAAGCGCCCCACUGAUCCCCCCGAAUACAAUUACUUGUACCUGUUGCCUGCUGGCACUUUUAUAGGAGGAUAUGCAGCAGCGCUCCAUAGCGGGUAUAACAUUGAACAGAUGAUCUACCUGGGUUCAGGCUUGUGCUGUGUCGGUGCUCUGGCUGGCCUCUCCACACAAGGAACAGCUCGGCUUGGCAAUGCUUUGGGUAUGAUAGGUGUUGCCGGGGGCAUGGCAGCUACUCUCGGAGGCCUAAAACCAUCCCCUGAGCUGCUGGCGCAGAUGUCAGGUGCAAUGGCUCUUGGUGGCACCAUAGGUCUGACAAUUGCCAAACGUAUCCAGAUUUCGGAUUUACCUCAGUUAGUGGCUGCUUUCCACAGCUUGGUUGGCCUGGCUGCUGUCCUCACCUGCGUUGCUGAGUACAUGAUUGAGUAUCCUCACUUUGAUACUGAUGCAGCUGCAAACCUCACCAAGAUUGUGGCUUACCUUGGCACAUAUAUUGGAGGUGUAACCUUCAGUGGCUCUCUCGUUGCUUAUGGAAAGCUCCAAGGUAUCCUGAAUUCUGCCCCUCUCCUCUUACCAGGCCGGCACUUACUGAAUGCCGGCUUACUCACUGCAAGUGUGGGAGGAAUGAUUCCCUACAUGAUCGAUCCUAGUUACACAACUGGACUGACCUGUUUAGGGUCUGUGUCUGCUCUAUCUGCUGUUAUGGGCGUCACUUUAACAGCAGCCAUAGGCGGGGCUGACAUGCCCGUCGUCAUUACUGUACUGAACAGCUAUUCUGGCUGGGCACUCUGUGCUGAAGGAUUCCUACUCAACAACAACUUGCUAACAAUUGUGGGCGCUCUUAUUGGCUCUUCUGGUGCCAUCCUGUCUUAUAUCAUGUGUGUGGCCAUGAAUCGCUCUCUUGCUAACGUGAUCCUUGGUGGAUAUGGCACUACUUCGACAGCUGGUGGGAAGCCCAUGGAAAUAACCGGCACGCAUACAGAAGUGAAUGUGGACAGCGCUAUUGACAUGAUAAAGGAAGCCAACAACAUCAUCAUCACUCCUGGUUAUGGUCUUUGUGCAGCAAAGGCUCAAUAUCCAAUUGCUGACUUAGUGAAAAUGCUGAAGGAACAAGGCAAGCAUGUCAGGUUUGGUAUUCAUCCCGUCGCCGGACGCAUGCCUGGGCAACUGAAUGUGCUACUCGCAGAAGCCGGUGUGCCAUACGACAUUGUCCUAGAAAUGGAUGAGAUCAAUGAAGACUUCCCAGAAACUGAUCUAGUCCUUGUCAUUGGAGCUAAUGACACAGUUAAUUCAGCUGCCCAGGAAGAUCCAAACUCCAUCAUUGCUGGAAUGCCUGUUCUAGAAGUUUGGAAAGCAAAGCAGGUCAUUGUUAUGAAGAGAUCUCUAGGUGUUGGCUAUGCAGCUGUGGACAAUCCAAUCUUUUACAAGCCCAACACUGCUAUGCUGCUUGGGGACGCUAAGAAGACGUGUGAUGCCCUGCAGGCCAAAGUGAGGGAGUCCUACCAGAAAUAA